Messenger RNA from Lampris incognitus (smalleye Pacific opah), 2918 nucleotides. Its product is annotated as zinc finger protein 2-like. Lineage: Eukaryota; Metazoa; Chordata; Actinopteri; Lampriformes; Lampridae. Bases 98 to 1129 code for a protein of 343 amino acids. The record is from RefSeq and is a predicted model, not a curated record. The transcript is spliced from 2 exons.
AAAAAGAAGCAAGGAAGGAAGGAGAAGGAAAAAUACAAACAACGUGUCGCUUGUGUAGUGAAAUAGUUACAAAUUCAUUUGAAAGUCAUUGCAGAAUAUGUCCACACUCCAAAUACUGAGGCUGGUGGUCCAGCAGCGUCUGACUGCGGCUGCUGAAGAGAUCUUCGGAGUGUUUGAAAAAGCCAUAGAGGAGUAUGAAGAAGAGAUAGAUCGCCAACGCAGGCUGGUGGCAGAUGUUUUGAAGAAUGAGAGCAACAGACCAGACCCUCAACAACUAUUUGGCUAUAAAGAGCAGGUUCCCUCUGAGCAACAGGAGUGGAGCCCCAUUCUGGUCCAGGAGGAGCCAGAGCCCCCACACAUUAAAGAGGAAGAGGAGGGCCUCUGGAACAGUCAGGAAGAAGAACGGCUUCUGGAGUUGGAGGAGGACGCUGAUAUCACCAAAUUUUCAUUCACUCCUGUUCCUGUGAAGAGUGAAAACAAUGAAGAGGAAGCACAGUCCUCACAGCUUCACCAAAGCCAAACCGAGGAAAGCAGCAGCUCACCUGAAAAGAUGAAAACAGAAGCUGAUGGAGAGGACUGUAGCCUGCCGGAGCCAGCCAGGAACUUAGAUCAAGAUGGAGAAUUACAAUCACCCAGUGAUGAUGGUUGGAGUCAGAUAAGGGAGGAACCACGGUCAAGUUUGGACACAAAAGAGAACAGUGAAAUAAGUAAUCACAGAUCUGUUGUGAAGAAACUGUACAGUUGCUGUUUUUGUGGUAGAGAGUAUUUUCAAAGAGGAGAUAUGCAGAUACACAUGAGAAUACACACAGAAGAGAAACCUUUCAUAUGUUCAGUCUGUGGUAAAGGGUUUUCUCAAAGAGCACCUUUACGGAGACACAUGAGAAUACAUACAGGAGAGAAACCUUUCAUUUGUUCAGUCUGUGGUAAAGGGUUUGCUGAAAAAGGGGAUAUGCAGACACACAUGAGAAUACAUACAGGAGGAAAACCAUUUAGUUGCUCAGUCUGUAGUAAAGGGUUUUCUCAGAGAGGAAAUAUGCGGAGACACAUGAAAAUACAUACAGGAGAAAAACCUUUAAUUGCUCAGUCUGUGGUAAAGGGUUUACUCAAUGAGGAAAUACGAAACACAUGAAAAUAUAUGCAGGAGAGGGGCGUCUGGGUAGCGUAGCGGUCUAUUCCAUUGCCUACCAACAUGGGGAUCGCCAGUUCGAAUCCCAGUGUUACCUCCGGCUUGGUCGGGCGUCCCUACAGACCCAAUUGGCCGUGUCUGCGGGUGGGAAGCCGGAUGUGGGUAUGUGUCCUGGUCGCUGCACUAGCGCCUCCUUUGGUCGGUCAGGACGCCUGUUCGGGGGGGGGGGGGUAGCGUGAUCCUCCCACAUGCUACAUUCCCCUGGUGAAACUCCUCACUGUCAGAUGAAAAGAAGCGGCUGAUGACUCCACAUGUAUCGGGGGAGGCAGUAGUCUACAGCCCUCCCCAGAUCACCAGAGGGGGUGGAGCAACGACCAGGAAGGCUUGGAAGAGUGGUGUAAUUGGCCAAGUACGAUUGACAAUUGGGGAGAAAUAGAGGGGGGGAAAAGUGUGUGUGUGUGUGUGUGUGUGUGUGUGUGUGUGUAUAUAUAUACACACACAAACACACACCCACACACACAUACACAGAGGAGAAAAGCCCUUUAGGCUACAUUCACAUUACAGGUGGAAGUGGCCCAAAUCCAUAUUUUCUACUUACAUGUGACACAGAUCUGGGAAGGGUUCGUUCACAUGCCAUGAUUAAAUCAGACUGGGUCUGAUGCACGGUGGCCCAGUGGUAAGCACUGUUGCCUCACAGUAAGAAGGGCCUGGGUUCGAACCCCAGGCCAUCCCGGGUCCUUUCUGUGUGGAGUUUGCAUGUUUUCCCCAUGUCUGUGUUUCCUCCGGGUGCUCCAUUUUCCUCCCACCAUCAAAAAGACAUGCAUGUUAGGGUUAAUACUCCUGCCCAUGGCCCUGACCAAGGCAAAAGAAAGAAGAACUGGAGUUGGUCCCGGGCGCUGCAGCUGCCCACAGCUCCUAUACAGUAGGAUGGGUUAAAUGCAGAGAACAAAUUUCAUUGUAACCUGUACAAUGACGAAAUAAAGUCACUUUCUUUCUUCUAGUUCUUUUAAACAUGCUAUUGUUCAGCCUCUGCUUAAAAAAAACAAAAACAAACCUUGAUCCAUCACUGCUGGAAAAUUAUUGGCCAUUUUCCACGAUGCCUUCCAUAUCAAACAUCUUAGUAAAGGUGAUGGUUAAGCACUUAAAUAACAUCCUUGAUGCCCCCAACAUACUUGAAAAUUUUCAGUCUGGUUUCCGCAAAAAGCAUUCCACUGAAACUGCCCUGCUUAGAGUUUGUAAUAAUAUCAUUUUAUCUGAUGAUCCAGGUGAAUGCUCUCUGUUACUGCUCAAUCCCAGUGCAGCUUUCGAUACUUGACCACCACAUUAUGAUUGAUAGGCUCAGGCAGUGGGUAGGCAUCUCUGGGAGUGCCCUAGAGUGGUUCUCUUCUUCCCUGUCAGAUGGGAGUUUUUCUGUGUCUGUAGGUCAGUUUGUGUCUGCUUCUUUUGCUGUUUGCUGUGGUGUUCCCAAAGUUCAGUCCUGGGUCCCAUUUUAUUUGCCCUAUACAUGCUUACCCUUGGGCAUAUUAUUAGUAGUUUUGAUGGCAUCUCCUAUCAUUGCUAAGGUAAGAUGUAGGUUAUUGAGCCCCGUGGGAAAAUAAAUCCUCUGCAUUUAACCCAUCCCAACACACACUGUUGCAAGGACCAGUGGGUUGCCACUGUACAGUGCCCAGGGACCAACUCCAGUUCUUCUUGCAGUCAGGGGCACAGACAGAAGUAUUAACCUAUCCAUGUUUUUUUAUGGAAGGAGGAAACCGGAGCACCUGGAGAAACCCAUGCAGACAUGGAGAUAACA